AUGUCGUCGUCGUCCCUUCCGCCCUCCAUCCUCAACGUCCCGACGUUGGCCAUCCCAGUUGAUGACGUCGACGAAGAAGUGAGUGCGGCAUUCCUUUACUGCGUCUACCACGACUCCUCAAACUUACUGAGCUUGGCUACUUCCCCAGAUUUUCUUGUUAUACACCCGAAAACUGGGCCUCGUCGAAACCAACUCAAGAACGUCGAGCUCCGAAGGAGCUGCGAAAACCUUGCCCCCCGGGCUGGGAUUCUUGGACACGACCAAGGAAGUCAUUGUUGUACCGCUGCUCAUUGAGCCAUCGGAGAACACUUCAUCACCAACCAAGUCGAAGAACGGGAAGAUCUCAAAGAAGAAAACUGGGCGGGGUGGUGGCCCGCUGCUGCCGAAGGAGUUGGAGGUCAUGGUUUGCCAGGAUUUGCAAGCGUUGAGACAUCGGAAAGGGGAUACAGGUGAGUCAAGGACGUGGCGUUUUACGGGCCAUAACGAAGACGAUUGCGUCACUCACCAUCACUUCUAUCCAUCUCUGCGUAGGAUCGGUCCUUUGGCGCAUCUCGUCAGUCCCCAAUCCACUCAGACUCGCUCGAUGCUGGAAAAUCCCACUCAUCCGCCUACCUACCCUCCAAACAGUAUCCACUUAGCCCACCACUUCCUUAAAGACCACUACUUCCCCUCCCCCCUCCAUCCACCUCUAUUCCCCAGCCUCUCCCACCUCCGAGUUCUCGAGCUCGGCUCAGGAACAGGCUUCCUCGGUUGUGCUUUGGCCCCUUUCUUCGGACAUUGGACCUUUACGGACCAAUUUGAAAGCCUGGCGUUAAUCCAACGGACUUUGAACAAGAAUCAGGCGAAUGAUCUGGCAUUGAUGGAUCCGAGGAGGGUUGAGGUGCAGGAAUUGGAUUGGGUGGAAGAAGCGAAAGAUUCGUCUUCGAACUCGAACUCGACAAAUUAUCCGAACGAAUCGCAAAAAAAUCGAGAGGAUCUAGAACCGCAUCUCAUCAUUGCAAGCGAUUGUAUAUACAACCCAUCGUUGGCAAAACCAUUGGCGAGGACGAUCGCGAAACGGGCGAUCAAGGGCAAGACUGUCGUACUGGUCGCGAGCGAACUGAGGGACCAAGAUGCGCUCGAGAUCUUUCUGGCCGAAUGGAUAGAACUGAACUUUGAGGUCAGGAGGUUGGUUUUUGAUCAGAAUUCGAAAGGGCCCGGUCUGGGAGGCAACGAGUUUGUGGUUUGGAUAGGUUGGAAGGUGUAA
Molecule: messenger RNA, 1246 nt
Organism: Microbotryum saponariae
Lineage: Eukaryota; Fungi; Basidiomycota; Microbotryomycetes; Microbotryales; Microbotryaceae
Source: the annotation of a GenBank genome assembly